Dentiscutata heterogama is the source of this 319-nucleotide messenger RNA. The record is from the annotation of a GenBank genome assembly. Lineage: Eukaryota; Fungi; Glomeromycota; Glomeromycetes; Diversisporales; Gigasporaceae.
GUGGAAUAGAGAUGUAGAAAAUACAACACCAGUACUACCUAUUGAGGAAGUUAAGCAUUCUUCAUCUAUUAUUAGUAGAAGGAGUCAAAGAUAUUCACCAUAUCCCGCUUCACCCCAUGAUAACACUAAUAUAAACAACCCUGGUAUGAGAAAUUCCAAGCAAAAUAUUAGCGUUCUCUUGCCUCCAAUUGAAACAUUAUCUCCUCAACCACCACCUUACUCACGGGCCACAGAUAAAGCACAAAAUAAUAAUCAGAGCCAAGACAGUUCUAACUACGAACUUAAUAGCAGUUAUCUAGAAUUUAAUACAUACUUGUAA